AAGUAGCCAACAAACAAAUGAGAAGGUGUGAACUGGCUACUGGCUGUCAUCCCUUCAUUCAUCUUCUUCCAGUGUCUGUCUACACUACGGAUAGAGCUUUUUUCACACCACAGCUAAAAGUGCUGGAAUAGAGCCCUUCCCCUUCUUCUUCUUCUCCUCCAAAUCCUCCUUCUUUUUCUCUUCUCUCUACCACACAAAAACCCUUACCAAGUUCUUUCUUUCUAAUUCCCUUGAUAAUGUAAAAUCACAGAAAAAGAAAAAGCUACUAAAAACUUGGCUCUAAACCUUUCUUUUUUUGAGGAAAACCUGAAAAGUUCCACACAAUGUCUUCUUCUUCUUCUUCUAGAGCUUUCUUCUUCUUCUUCUUCUUUCUUAUCAACGUCUCCUUGCUCCUCACACUCUCUUCUGCAGCGGAUCCAUUCGUUUCCUACGAAUUUGAGGUCUCUUACAUCACUGCCUCCCCUCUUGGAGUUCCUCAGCAGGUCAUUGCCAUCAACAACAAGUUCCCAGGUCCUACUAUCAAUGUUACCACAAACAACAACGUUGCUGUCAAUGUUCGGAACAAGUUGGACGAGAGCCUCCUCAUUCAUUGGUCUGGGAUUCAGCAAAGGAGGACUUCGUGGCAAGAUGGUGUUCUUGGCACAAACUGUCCUAUUCCUGCAAAGUGGAACUGGACUUACCAGUUUCAGGUGAAGGAUCAAAUUGGAAGCUUUUUCUACUUCCCUUCCCUUCAUCUUCAGAGAGCUGCUGGUGGAUUUGGGGGUUUCAUCAUAAACAACAGACCCAUCAUUCCGAUUCCUUUUGAUACCCCACAUGGGGACAUUGUUGUUUUCAUUGGAGAUUGGUACACCCGCAAUCAUACGGAUUUGAGGAAGGCUCUUGAUGAUGGAAAAGAUCUUGGCAUGCCGGAUGGUGUUCUCAUCAACGGGAAAGGUCCUUACCGAUAUAAUGACACCCUUGUUCCUGAUGGCAUUGAUUAUGAAACAAUUGAAGUUCAUCCUGGAAAAACUUACCGACUUCGUGUACAUAAUGUUGGAGUAUCAACAAGUCUGAAUUUCAGGAUCCAGAGUCACAACUUACUUCUAGCAGAGACAGAAGGGUCUUACACAGUGCAACAGAACUACACUAGCUUAGAUAUUCAUGUUGGACAAUCUUAUUCUUUUCUGUUAAGCACAGAUCAAAAUGCAAGUACAGAUUACUACAUUGUAGCAAGUGCCAGGUUUGUGAAUGAAUCACGUUGGCAAAGAGUUACUGGAGUUGCUAUCUUGCGCUAUACAAAUUCCAAGGGGAAGGCCCGUGGUCCUCUCCCACCGGGUCCUGAUGAUCAAUUUGACAAAACUUACUCAAUGAACCAAGCAAGAUCCAUCAGAUGGAAUGUAUCAGCAAGUGGUGCUCGUCCUAACCCACAAGGGUCUUUCAGAUAUGGUUCCAUCAAUGUGACUGAUAUUUAUGUAUUAAAAAAUAAGCCACUGGAGAAAAUUAAUGGGAAGCAGCGAGCAACACUCAGUGGAAACUCUUUUGUCAAUCCUUCCACUCCAAUCAGGCUUGCUGACCAGUACAAACUAAAGGGAGUAUACAAGCUUGAUUUCCCCACCAAGCCUCUUACCGGAUCACCUCGCACAGAAACAUCAAUCAUUAAUGGAACUUAUAGGGGAUUUAUGGAAGUUAUACUGCAGAACAAUGAUACUAAGAUGCAUACUUAUCACAUGAGUGGAUAUGCAUUUUUUGUAGUCGGGAUGGAUUUUGGUGAUUGGUCUGAGAAUAGCAGGGGUACAUAUAACAAGUGGGAUGGAAUAGCUCGCACUACAGCACAGGUCUAUCCCGGAGCAUGGACAGCAAUUUUGGUUUCCCUUGACAACGUAGGAGUUUGGAAUCUCAGAACAGAAAACCUUGAUUCAUGGUAUCUUGGUCAAGAAACAUAUGUCAGGGUUGUCAACCCAGAGGUCAAUAACAAAACUGAGCUUCCCAUUCCAGACAAUGCCCUUUUCUGUGGUGCCCUUAGCAAAUUGCAAAAGCCUCAAAAGGUUUCGUCAGAUGCACCAUCAAUCACUGGGAACAAACUGAAGCUGCUCUUCACUUGGCUCGUUGUAUGGGCAUGGAUCCACAUUUUCCAGUAAAAAGCACAUUUUGGGUCAUCUACUCUUAGUUGCUUCAAGUGGACUUGUGGCUUGUUGGUGAGGUUUUGUGAUUGAGUUAUUAGUUUUGUAAGUCUUGUUUAUAAAUUAUUGAUCUUUUGCAGUGAUUUUGACUUGUAUUCUUCUUCCUAUUAGCUUUAUGCUUGUGGUUCCAUGUUUAAUUUAUUGGGACUUGUGAUUCUUUUAAUGCCUAUAAUUGAUGUAGUAAUCACAAUUUAAUCAUACUCUUGAUACAUGUAACUUUACCUGCCGACUCCUACUUUCAUCUUUA
This is a messenger RNA of Glycine soja, 2406 nucleotides long. RefSeq names its product monocopper oxidase-like protein SKU5. Gene Ontology annotation, molecular function: copper ion binding; oxidoreductase activity. The transcript is spliced from 9 exons. The record is from RefSeq and is a predicted model, not a curated record. NCBI's taxonomy places the organism in Eukaryota, Viridiplantae, Streptophyta, Magnoliopsida, Fabales, Fabaceae. Gene Ontology annotation, cellular component: plasma membrane. The coding region runs from base 324 to 2117 and encodes 597 amino acids.